This is a messenger RNA of Aspergillus pseudotamarii, 3285 nucleotides long. RefSeq names its product TPR-like protein. The transcript is spliced from 4 exons. Lineage: Eukaryota; Fungi; Ascomycota; Eurotiomycetes; Eurotiales; Aspergillaceae. The coding region runs from base 1 to 3285 and encodes 1094 amino acids. The record is from RefSeq and is a predicted model, not a curated record. Gene Ontology annotation, molecular function: protein binding.
AUGAGCCACCAAACACAACCACCGUUCACCUUCGACACUCGCGAUCAAGGGGUGCAGAACGCCAACGUCGGCGGUGGGCCCCAACACAAUAAUAACUCUACCGGGAGCCAGUACAACGUCAGGAAUUAUGGAACAGUUGUCUUCUCCGACAAGGCCGUCGACUCGAAUGUUCUACCAGCUCAAGACUGCUUCAGGUCCCUGGCCUUUCGGGAAAUGGACGGUCGAUCUAUGAACAUUGGUCCGCCCGCCGAGGGCCCAGAAAAGAAACCGCAGCCUAUUGCCAUGAUUCCGUUUGGACGCGAUCCGGACUUCGUGGACCCAGGAUCCCUUGUAGACCGGGUGCAUAAAUUAAGCUCUCGACCUUCAGCCAGAUUGGCAUUAAUUGGCUUUGGCGGAGUUGGGAGCAAAUCUCAGAUCGCCAUCGAAUACACAUACUGGAUUCGAGGGCAAUCACCUAGAGCUUGGGUUUUCUGGGUUCACGCGAGCGACAUUGUGCGAUACGAACAAGGCCUCCGUGAUAUUGCGGAGCAUGUUAAAAUUCCACGUCGUCGAGAUCCAGCUGCCAAUAUCCUUCAGCUUGUUGGUAACUGGCUCCGGGAUCAACAAGAAGAACGAUGGAUUCUCAUCCUUGACAAUGUUGACGAUGACGAAUAUCUUCACAAACCAGCCUUCAAAAAUUCGAAAUCAGCCCGUAAUGAUGAACGAGCUGAGCCACCAAACAAUCUAGGCGGGCUUUCUGAGAAAUCGCCCCUUGAAUAUCUUCCAAGGACUCCGAAUGGGUCUAUCAUAAUCACGACUCGCAGCAAACGCAUUGCAUUGAACCUUGUCAAUGAAUGCGAUAUUAUAACGGUCAAGCCUUCUGAGAGUCAUGCAGUUGCUUUGCUCCAAAGAAAACUUCAGGAUAAGGUCGUCGCGGAUGAAAUGAGCCUGAAAAGCCUUGCUCGGGAACUUGAAUGGAUAGCACUGGCUAUUGUCCAAGCAGCAAAUUUCCUUGUAAGGCACUUCCCUCGAUGUACAGUGUCACAAUAUCUCCACAUGUUUCGAGACAGCAACGAAGCAAGGUUGAAUCUUUUGAGGCGACAAACAAGAUUGUUGCAUCGUGAUGGGAAAGCCGACAAUUCCAUCAUAGUAACCCUGCAAAUAUCCUUCGAAUCAAUCCAAAAAGAGAAUCCGCAGGCCAUGAAUCUUCUGUCUUUGAUGAGCUUUUUCGACCGACAAGGGAUCCCAGAUUAUCUACUGCAAGCAUCAUUCCAUGAUGAUAACGUCGAAAGUGACAGUGAUAUCGAUGAAAGCUAUACACCGUUUGAACCCGUUUACCAGAGAGAGAAAGCAAAUAAACAGGCCUCGGCAGAUUCAAAUGGGAGCAAUGAUGGCAUGGCUCCAUUCACUCUGUCUCAGUUAGAAUUCGAGGACAAUGUUGCUACGCUCAAAGACCACUCUUUCAUUUCCAUUGAUCCCGAGACACUUACCUUUGGAAUGCAUGGUCUUGUGCAACUCGCGAUCCAGGAGUGGCUCAACACGCAAGGAAGGCUCGAGCAUUGGAAAGAGAUAUUUAUCCAGAAUCUGUAUCUGGAAUUUCCGAAAUUUACCAAUUUCGAAAAUAUCUCUAGAUCUCGAGCCUUGUUCCCCCACGUUCAGUCGGCAUUAUCCCACGGUCCAGAUCCAAAUCAUCGACUGAGAUGGGCCAGACUAGUUCGUCAUGCCUCUGAUUACGUGCUCUUCUGCGACAAACCGAAUGAAGCGAAACGUAUGACCGUCAUCUCACGGAAGGAAGCCGAGGCUAGUCUCGGAUGGGAAUUUCCAGAAACAAUAAUUGCCUCCGCCUUGGAAGUGAAAGCAUUGAUUAAGUGCGAAGACUACAAAACUGCUGAGGAGCGAUGUCUCCAAACGAUCGAAGCAUGUAUUAAUUUUCAUCUGGAAACAGGGUACAAAGUCUAUCUCGCAUUUCGCCAGCUUCUCGCCCAGAUACAUCGCUACCAAGGCUCUCAUCGGUGGGCUGAAUCUGAAUCCGAAUAUAAAGAGCUAUGGAAGACGUGGGAGCGAGAUCUUCCGGACGACGAAUGGUCCAUUACCUCCAUCAAGGCAGAUCUAGCCAAACUCUAUCAGGAGCAAGAUCGUCUUGACGAAGCGGAGAUACUACUUCAAGAAGUCAUAGAAUCACACAAGACGAUCCAAACAGAUAGCCCUCGAGACUUGAAUGAUUACAUCAAGGACUUGGCAAAUUUGUACCGAAUCCAAGGUCGACAUGAAGAAGCGGCUACACUUCUCGCGCAGGUGCUUGUAAGCCAAGAAGGUCAAUUUGGACGAGAGGAUCCGCGAACACUUUUAAGCAUGAGGGCCUUUGCACGCGCAUUGGAGACCCAAACUCAGCCCUGGGAAGCGAUGUUACUCAUGAAAGAAGUCUUCGAAAAGCAGAAAAUGGUUCUUGGACUUGACCAUGCGGAAACGGCGCACACCGCAGAUCUACUGGUUGACUUACUAGUAGAAAAUGGCGAGCUAGAAGCCGCCGCAUCUCUAGCCGAAAGCUUGAUUCGAUAUCUUGACCCAGAUGCUCAUUUUGCCCUCGUCUCUUCAUAUAAACUUGGAGCAAUAUAUUUAAAACAAGGUCAAGGAGAGAAGGCUAGGGAUAUCACAACCAAAACACUCGAACGAAUGAGACAACUUCUCGGACCGGAGCAUGAUGCUGUGAUCGACGCCCAAUUCGGUCUGGCAAUAUGUCACGAAAAGCAAGGCCAGUUUUGUGAGGCCGAGGCUCUCCAUCAGCACAUGUACCAGGUUCUCCAGCGGAGUCUUGGAAGCGAAGACCCAAAAACACUCACAAGUCUUCAACGCCUUGUAGAUCUCUAUCUCAUGCAAGAUGGUCUGGUCAGUGAUGAAUCACUAUGCUCGAUGCUAUCUCAACUCUCCAGAUCAUGGGAAGCAGUUCUUGGUAGAGAGGAUCCUGAAACUCUUCUGACACUAUUCAGACUGUCGCUGGUACAUGCUUCGCAGGAUAACUGGCUUGGUGCUGCUGAUUUACAGCAAGAAAUUCUUGAGAUCUGCAUUCGAAACUCAGGGAAUAGUUUUGAUUUGCUACCACUUCUGCUGCAUGCAUUGGUUGGCAGCUGGGAAGAUCUCGGCCGUGAUGAGGAUGCUGCAUGCCUGAAAAGACACAUCGACUUCAUUUCGGACGACAUGUCCGCUGGAGAAAUUGCGACGAUACUGAGUUCCUCGAAAACUUUAGCAGGCGUUUUGGAAAGGUCAUCUUCAUUUACACAAGCGUCAGUGGGCGUGUAUUCAACCUGA